ACAUGUUAUUAAUUGAUGCAGAUACAUAUAUGAUAUAAGUCAAAAUUCAUAUAUUUACAUAAACAAAUCUAUGACUAUAUAUCUACUACAUAUGGCCAUCUAUAAUUAAAUAAGAAAGAGAAGAUUUUAUAUUGAUAAAUUAAUAUUAUAAUCAAGAAGGGCCGGAGACAUUUUCCAGGUUAUUAAACAACAUGAAUUGUAAUAGAUUUCUGUAUAUAUCCUCAUGUUACCAACUAUACAAUACAUCAUAGACAUUUGAUUUCUCUACGAUUAAACAAUAUAUAUAUAUUAUAUAUAUUCAACCACAAAGUGAUGUCUUUUUUUGUUUUGUUUGUUUGUUUUUUUUAUUAAAAAAAAAGGUUAAUGAGGAAGAAAUUAGCUGAAAUAAUGUGUAUAUAACUAUAAUUAGAUUGUUUAAAAAAUAUAUAUAAAGAGAUUUUUCUUUUAUGAGAGUGUAAAGGCACACGCAUACAUAUCUUAAUUAUGGGAAAUUAUGACAUUCCUACUCUUCUAAUGCUAUUAUUCGCAACUUCAUCCUAUUUGGUGGGCACUAGUUGUACUUCUGUCCAAGGCCAAGCUGGUCUAACCAGGCUUAGCUUUCCCAAAGGCUUUCAAUUCGGAACAGCUUCAAGUGCUUACCAGUAUGAAGGAGGAACAUAUGGGCAUGGUAGAGGAUCAAGUAUAUGGGACACCUUCACACGAACACACCCAGAAAAGAUUGCAGAUCACAGCAAUGGAGAUAUUGCUGAAGAUUUUUAUAAUCGCUUUAAGGAGGAUAUAGCAUUGAUGAAAUACAUUGGUUAUGAUUCCUUUAGAUUUUCCAUCUCUUGGUCUAGACUACUACCGGGAGGAAAAAUAAGUGGAGGAGUGAAUGAGGAGGGUGUAAAGUUCUAUAACAGUCUCAUAGAUGAGCUGUUAUCUAAUGGUAUACAACCUUUAGUAACUUUGUUCCAUUGGGAUUUACCACAAGCUCUUGAAGAUGAGUAUGGUGGAUUCUUAAGUCCUAAUAUUGUGAAUGAUUAUAGAGAUUAUGUGGAGUUUUGCUUUAAAGAAUUUGGGGAUAGGGUGAAGAAGUGGAUAACAUUUAAUGAGGCAAACAUAUUUGCAAUAGGUGGGUAUAACUAUGGUGUGUUUGCACCAGGUCGAUGCUCUAGCUCCAUGGGAAAUUGCAGUGCAGGAAAUUCAGCUACUGAACCAUAUAUUGUGGUUCACCACACCAUUCUUGCUCAUGCCAUUGCUGUUAAUCUCUAUAAACACAAAUAUCAGGUGUCUCAAAAUGGAGUAAUUGGAAUAACAGUCAUGAGUCAUUGGAUGAUACCAAAAUAUGAAACAACAGACAGUCGCUUGGCUACCUUGAGAGCUCUUGAUUUUUCAAUUGGAUGGAUUUUGGAUCCAAUCAUGAUGGGAGACUACCCAGAAAGCAUGCGAUCGUUAGUAGGAAGUCGAUUGCCCAAAUUUAGUAAAGAGGAAUCUACCAUUGUAAAAGGGUCUAUAGACUUUGUUGGUUUAAAUUAUUAUACAACAAAGUACGUAGAAGAUGCUUCUACUACCAACUCAACAAUUCCCAAUCUUAGUUAUUCGACUGAUAGCCUUGCUAUAACCUCUAAUGAAAAAGAUGGGAUUCCCAUCGGCCAAUCGACUGCCAUGCCUUGGCUAUAUAUUUAUCCAAAGGGUAUUGAAGAAUUGACACUACACGUAACAAGGAAGUACAACAAUCUACCUAUUUACAUCACUGAGAAUGGAGUUGUCGACAACAAUACAACCGCAAUAUUAAAAGAUGCCUUGAAUGAUAGUCUCAGGACUAACUACCAUCAUCACCAUCUAUUACAUCUUUUAAAUGCCAUCAAGGGUGAAGCAGAUGUAAGAGGUUACUAUGCAUGGUCAUUUCUUGAUAACUUCGAAUGGGCAUCAGGCUACACUAUUCGAUUUGGGAUUGUGUAUAUUGAUUACAAAAACAAGUUGCAGAGACACUUGAAAGACUCUGCCUUCUGGUUCAAGAACUUCCUUCAAAACCAUCGUCUCAUUCAACAAAAUCCGCCAUUGCUUUCCUCUCACUAAUUUCAUUUUACAAUAUUUAAAUUGUAAAUGUACGUCAAUCCAAGUAAAGUUAUGGGUCAAGAACUAUUGCUCUGUGUUUAUACCUUUUUUAGUCUUUGAAAACCAAGUCAAUUAGCUUCUUAUUAUGAGUUUAGCUAUUGAUUGCCUUGCCUCCAGUUGAUCCCCUUCCGAAUUUCAGUUGCUCAACAUGAAAAGUUGCCUUUGAUUGUUUUUCAUAUCAUGUACAAACCCAAUCAAAAUGUUGAUGCAGAAUAAAAGUUAGAACAAUAUUAUUAAUAAGAUAUAAUUUCUGAAUUUGAAUAUUAAAAUAUUUGAAUGGUUUGUUUUAAGUAUUCGUUGUACGUGAAACUUACCCUUGAAUCUUGAUAAUUUUAUGAAAAUAGAGUUAUUUAACUUUUUUUUUU
Molecule: messenger RNA, 2462 nt
Organism: Cannabis sativa
Lineage: Eukaryota; Viridiplantae; Streptophyta; Magnoliopsida; Rosales; Cannabaceae
Product: beta-glucosidase 12
Exons: 13
Coding region: 484-2058 (524 amino acids)
Biological process (GO): carbohydrate metabolic process
Molecular function (GO): beta-glucosidase activity
Source: RefSeq, a predicted model, not a curated record